Molecule: messenger RNA, 1335 nt
Organism: Cydia fagiglandana
Lineage: Eukaryota; Metazoa; Arthropoda; Insecta; Lepidoptera; Tortricidae
Exons: 5
Coding region: 1-1323 (440 amino acids)
Biological process (GO): sensory perception of smell; detection of chemical stimulus involved in sensory perception of smell
Cellular component (GO): plasma membrane
Molecular function (GO): olfactory receptor activity; odorant binding
Source: RefSeq, a predicted model, not a curated record
AUGCUACACUUAGCAACACCAGCCGAUGACACAGACCAAACGCACGCCACCACGUGUGGCCGCACAGCAACGGAAAAGAACAUAAAAAUCUACUUCCGGUGUUUUACGCCUACGUCUACGCUUGGCGCCUGUCCAAUUGUUUGUGUGGACGGUGGACAACAAGCGAACCCGUUAGUGUUGAUAGCUGCGGUGGUAGAUUGCGACACACGCGGAAUUAUCGUUUCACCCAGGGUGGCUGCCAUCGGUGCUGGGUUGUUUGGACUAUCCGGUGUAGUAUAUGUGCUCACAGGCGUCGGUGUGGGCGGUGAACAACAAGUGGACCCUUCUCUUUGGAUCAUACAUCUAUCGCUUCUUACCUAUGUGUACGGUAUGGGUAGCCUGGUGUACCAGGCCAAACAUGCGCGAGUGGCCAGUGACUUUAUCAACAGUUUCGUCAACGUCUCCAUUCUAGUGCUUACGGCGAACAACAGCUACUGGUGGCUAACUCACAGAGAUCUAUUAAGGAAUGUACUAAGAAAGGCUAAUGAAAGUGAUAACAGCACUAUCCAAGCCGGACUGUUCGUCGACAAGCACCAGCACUCCUUAUGCAUGAUCAAACGGAUUUUGUUUAUAUUCUACUUUAUCAAUUUAACCAAUGAGUUUACCUCAUAUUUGCCGAAACGUGCUGACUUGAACGAAAAAACCUUCUUAAUGACACCUUGCGUUGGACUCAAGCCACUGACGUCCUCUCCACAACGCGAAGUCUGUAUAGUGCUGAUAUCCCUUCAGGAACUAACGAUUGUUAUCGUUGUACUAAACUUCCAGACAAUGAUGCUCUUGCUCAUAGCGCAUACCUCUGUCAUGUACCAACUGCUCUCUGACGAAAUCAUGACAUUUAAUACUUUACUUACCGAUCCGAGUAACUACGGUUUAGUAAAACAAAGACUAGGUGUAAUUAUAAAGCGACACAUUCUUACUUUAGAUAUUGUAAAAGACAUCAGAGUUUUAUACAGCAUACCGAUGGGUAUCAACUUUGGUUCGAAUGCGGUGUGCAUGUGCUUUUUCUUCUUUUUGGAACCUGAAGAAUAUUUUAAUUUUAUGCCGAUAUCUAUGUAUUGUUUCAUCGUAUUUUUCUUAUACUGUUUCCUUGGGCAGCGGUUAACGAAUGCCGCGGAGAUGUUUUUUCGAGCUGUGUACAGUUGUGGCUGGGAAAUGAUGGAUAUUAAGGAACAAAGAGCCAUUUCUAUAAUGCUUCUGCAGUCGCAGAAAGACGUCGACUUGCUUGCAGCUGAUUUGAUUCCGGUCAACAUGCUCACUUUUGCAAGAACGUCACAGGGCAUAUAGAAGUUUGUUACU